Lithohypha guttulata is the source of this 1380-nucleotide messenger RNA. RefSeq names its product ubiquinol-cytochrome c reductase core subunit 1 (gene QCR2). Gene Ontology annotation, cellular component: mitochondrion. The transcript is spliced from 4 exons. NCBI's taxonomy places the organism in Eukaryota, Fungi, Ascomycota, Eurotiomycetes, Chaetothyriales, Trichomeriaceae. The record is from RefSeq and is a predicted model, not a curated record. Gene Ontology annotation, molecular function: metal ion binding. Bases 1 to 1380 code for a protein of 459 amino acids.
AUGGUAUCGCCCUCGGCCGUGGCUCCGCGAGCUUUUCGAGCCGCUCAGCCUAUUAAACAGCUAGUACAGAAAAGAGGUUUCGCAGCACCAGCCUCAGGAAGCUUCACCUACGAGACGGGAGAUGCUGCGGGAGUCAAAUAUGCCAGCAGAGAUCUUCCUGCAGCCACAACAACUCUGGCUGUAGUCGCAAAGGCUGGCUCGAGAUACCAGCCCUCUCCUGCCUUCUCCGACGCUCUGGAAAAGUUCGCUUUCAAGUCAACAUACAAGCGAUCUGCUCUUAGGAUAACACGAGAAUCCGAACUCUUAGGCGGUGAACUGUCUGCCAACCAUACUCGAGAAUUGCUUGUGCUACGUGCUAGAUUUAUGAAGGAGGAUCUCCCUUAUUUUACCGAACUGAUGGGAGAGGUCAUCUCUAAAACACGCUUCACUGCUCACGAGCUGUCCGAAGAGGUCGAGCAUGUCAUGAAGCUAGAUCAAAAAGGUCUUUUGGGAUCGCCUGCGAACCUGGCAAUCAACAGUGUACACGGAGUCGCUUUCCACCAUGGACUAGGGACACCGACGAAUGCCACUUCCUCUUCACCCUUCAAGAAAUAUCUCGACGCCCAAGCAAUCGCUGACUUUGCCGAUGUCGCGUAUUCACGAAAAAAUAUUGCUGUGGUCGCCAAUGGUGCUGAUCACCAAGAAUUCGCCAAAUGGGUCAAGGAAUUCUUCCAGGAUACAAAAAGUGGUAGUGACGUCUACAAGCUCAACGAAGAGCCAACCAAAUACUACGGUGGUGAAGAACGAAUUGCGCACGCUUCUGGCAACGUUAUGAUCCUCGCUUUCCCAGGUUCCAGCUCCUUCACCUCAGGUCAAUCCUUCAAGCCUGAGAUCCAGGUUCUGGCCACCUUACUUGGUGGACAAAGCUCCAUUAAAUGGUCUUCUGGUUUCUCUAUGUUGUCGAAAGCCACUGCCGACAUUCCUUUCGCGCACGUUACAACGAGAAAUCAUGCCUAUUCAGAUGCAGGUCUGCUUACUGUGACUAUAACCGGUACUUCAUCGCAUAUCGCCAAGGCAUCAAAAGCUGUUGUCGACACUUUAAAGUCUGUUGCUUCUGGAAAUGUAACUGACGAGGACAUCGCCAAAGCGACUGCACUAGCCAGAUUCCGAGCUCUUUCCGAAGGUCAGCAAACGGAAGCCGGUAUCGAGGCAACCGGAAUGGGUCUCAUCUUGAACAGCCAGCCAUAUCAAAUCGACGAGCUGGGUCAGAAAAUUGCAAAGGUUACUCCAGAUCAAGUCAAAUCGGCUGCCAAGUCCUUGCUCGAGCAGAGGGCUUCUGUCUCUUCUGUUGGUGAUCUGUUCGUUCUUCCAUGGGCUGCAGAUAUUGGUCUGAAAGUGUAA